Neodiprion virginianus is the source of this 2079-nucleotide messenger RNA. RefSeq names its product protein TIS11-like (gene Tis11). NCBI's taxonomy places the organism in Eukaryota, Metazoa, Arthropoda, Insecta, Hymenoptera, Diprionidae. The record is from RefSeq and is a predicted model, not a curated record. Gene Ontology annotation, molecular function: metal ion binding; mRNA binding. Bases 829 to 1920 code for a protein of 363 amino acids. The transcript is spliced from 2 exons.
AGUUCAGUAAGCUGUCGGUAGCUUCGUGAGACGGAUCUCGAGAACCAGUCACCCUCGAUAACCGGCCGAGUUUAUAAAAUCAGAACCAAAAAAGUGCCAAGUUGGUGUUGUUGGUGUUGUUUUUUUUUUUUUUUUGGAGGAGGAAAAUAUAUAUAUAUUUAUGUAUAGAUACAUACGCGGACGAACCUACACGCACACACGCUUAUACAGAGAUAAACACACGCUCAGUGAGAACACUAGAAGUUUCGAGUAUUGAAACGGGUUGUUGUUGUUGUUGUUUUUAUCGAUUCACGAUCUCAUCAGAUGAUAUAUUUCACAUAGUUUUCGUCGUAUGCACGUGUAUUCUCGUAAUAAAACUACACGGCGAGAAUAAGCGCGUAAAGAAGAGAAAUAAGAAGAUAAAAGAGAGAAUUUUAAACAAUAAUACAAGAAGUUAAAAUAACAUCGUCGGGAUAUAUUAUUUAGUGGAGAAUCGAGGUUAAACCGGUGUGUUUAAAUGUAACUUACAGAGAGAGAGAGAGAGGAAGAGAGAGAGAGAGAAAGAAAAUAAGAAGAAAAUACCAACAUAUAUUAAAGUGGCAGUUUUUGUGUACUGAGUUUAAACAAACGUACGGUUGUCAACUUUUUACCAUUUAUUUCGUCUUUAAUAAAAAGUUAUCAUAUUCAUAUAAAAUAUAUACGUUUAAUAUAGGUAUAUUUUAUUUGUUGAGUUCGGUUUUCAUAUUUUUAAACGUACAAUAAAAUCGACGCCGCAUCAUAAGUAAUAACCGAAGAACCCCAGAAGAGGAGAAUAUAUAUUGAAGCAGCCGAAAAAAAACUCCCACCAAUAUGUCCACAGCCGUGAUGAGUAAUAACUCGAUGUUCGAGUGCAGCGAGUUGCUGUUCAAGAACGCCACGCCAGCGAAAUCCAAGGAGCCAGUGUCGGCUCACACGCCGUUGAGACGUAGCUACGCGUCGUUGGUAACGCUGAUAGAACAGCACCGCAAGUUGGACCGAAGCGUCAGCGAACCAACGUCGCGUUACAAGACUGAGUUGUGCAGACCGUUUGAGGAAAGCGGUGCCUGUAAGUACGGUGACAAAUGUCAGUUCGCCCACGGUUAUUCGGAGCUUAGAAACCUCGCCCGUCAUCCGAAGUACAAGACGGAACUAUGCCGGACCUUCCACACCAUAGGUUUCUGUCCCUACGGUCCCAGGUGUCACUUCAUACACAAUUUCGAGGAGGCACGCAUCCACAACCAAAAAGUCAGCGCCCAGCUGGGUCAGGCGCAGCCGAACAUAAUGGGCCUCAGUCCCAUAAUCGGUAGCAGUAACGCGAGUCUGAACUCGGCGACGAUCCUCGAACAAAUCGCCGCCAACCACCAUCAGCAACAGCAGCAACAGCAGCAGCAGCAGCAGCAGCAACAACAGCAGCAGCAACAGCAGCAGCAACAGCAGCAACAACAGCAGCAGCAACUUAUAAGAUCCACGUCGCUGGGCGCGUACAACUCGUCGAUAAUGAGGUCGAGUUCAAUGAGCAUCGGUUCACCGGCGUGCCAGAGGGUGCCGAACCACCAGCACCAGCAUCAGCACCACCAUCACCAGGCAUCGGUGAUCGGAACGCGGCCGAAACCGCUGAACCUGAGCCCGACUUUCUCCCUGGGAAGCACGGCCGAUUCGGUAUCGCCGUCGUCCAGUCUUAGCCAAUCGCCGACCAAUUCGAUGGCAAGUUUCUUCAACGACGACGCUCCGACGCCGUUCAGCUUCGGCCAGGACUUCACCAUCCUGACGAGACACAGCCCGAGCCCACAGGGACCGAGUCCAAUCGUCGAGGAUCCAGCGCCAAGGACGCCAUCGCCGUUGUCGCCGAAUGCCGAGUCCAGACUACCGGUAUUCAACAGAAUCAGCAAUCCGAUAACUGAUUUUGAACAUUUGAAGAUAUAAAAUAUAUAACGAGGAUCGUUUUUUUUUUUUAUCUCAUCACCGUCGGGUAUAAACGGCGAGCGAGCCUUUUACAACGGGGAAUAAAACGUGUUUGAAACGAGUUACGUGAUUAUUAUUAAUAUUGUUUUUUUUUCUUUUUUUUUUUUUUUUCUUUCUCGU